AUGUAACGAUAAGACUAAUAAAAGAAUCAGGAAAUGAUUGUUAAAUUCCUUAACUUUUGUGCUACUUUGAUUUAAAAGAAUGUGAAGGGAUACAUUUAGAGAUAGAGACAUAAAAUUAUUAUGAUGCAUAUCAGAAGAUUCAAGGCUAUUUUAAAUGGAUUCAUUCAAGGAUAUAGGACAAGAUAAAUAAUGAAAGUUCCUGAUGUGGCCAAGUUGAGAUAAAAUAUUAUCGAAACUGAUGAUGGAACAUAUGGAAAUCCCUAAAUAAGAUAAAAAAAGAUAACCUUGAUUAGAAUGAUCGAUAAUUAUUUGCAGAAUGGUCAAUUCUAUAAAAAACUAAAAAGAGUCAAAAGUUCUUAAAAAUAAUUCGUACGUAAUCAAUGGAUGGAUAACGAAUUUGUUAAUUAAGACUAAAACUACUAAUAAAAUUAUUACAAAAAACCUUCAAAAUAACAACCCAAACAAAAUUAAGUCGAACAAUAAUAUUACGAUUAAUUAAUUCAAAACGAAUAUACAGAACAGCCAUAGGCAUAUUAUCAAGAGUAUAUGUAAUAGCAAUCAUAAAUUCGUGAUAAAAGUCAUUCUAACUCAAACUUAUCAGGAUAAUAUAAUUAAUCUUAAAGAUAUGAUUAUUAUUAAGAUGAAAGACCAAUUAAAUCGAAAAAUCAAAACAAUUAUCAGCCUCAAGAAAGGAUAACCCCUGAACGGAAUUCAUAUGAUGAUGAUAGACCAAUAUGUGGAAAAGGCAAGUACUAAUACCAAGAGGACGAUAGACCAAUAAAUGGAAAGAACAAUAACACAUAGAAUUUUUAUGAAGAUGAAAGACCUAUAAAUGCAAAAAAUAAUAAUAAUUAUUAUGAAGAUGAGAGACCAAUAACUGCCAAAACCAAAAACACAUACAACCAAUAUGAGGAUGAAAGACCUAUCAAAUCUGGAAAAGAUAAAUAUUAAUUAGAUUAGGAAUAGUUUCCAAAUGAUGACAGACCAAUAGCUAGCACAGGAAAAUAUUAAUAAUAUGAAGACGAAAGACCAUUAGGAGGGGGUAAAGGAUAAUAUAAUCUACCUGUUGAUGAUAUGCCCAUUAGUGGGAAGGGUACUUAUGGUGAGUUUGAAGAAGAAGCAGAAGCUCCUCCUAAGAGAUAAAAGUAACCACCUAAGAAAAAAAAGGAUUAGAAAAAGGAGAAUAAAUAAAUGGAUGUUCCAUAAAAGGAUAUCUAUGAUAAUUAAAAUGAAAAUGAACCACCUUUUGGAAGAGUUUAAAAUGAAGAUUAAAAUGAUCAGGAGAAACCAAAACCAAAAAAGAAAGAUCCUAAACUCUUGGAAAAUCUCAAAAAGAGGACUAAAUAUGAUCCAAGAAAAGCAAUCUAAGAAGCUAAGAAAAAACAAGAAGAACAAUAAUAACUAGAAUCAGUGGAUGUUGAAGAAGUGAUAGAAGAGAAGGAAGUUAUACCAUAACAAUAAUAAUAAAUACCCUCUAAAAAGUAAGUGUUAUCAUAAAAAAAUCUGUAAGAGAAACAAUCAUUAUCAUCACCAAAAUCAAGUAAAAAUAAUCUUAGUGCUACUCCUGAAAAACAAACACCCAGAAAAGAAUAAAUUGAAGAAGGCUCUCCUAAAGAUGAUGGUUCAGAUCAAAAACCAAAAAACUUUUUAAAAAGAAAAUCUAAAUAGAUCCCAUUAAAAAAUCCAAAAGUAGAUCCUAAAACGGUUAAAUCAAAAGUUAAAAAUUGUUGGAAUGCUGGAAAUACUAUAGAAGAUCCAGAACUUGAUGGUACUGAAGACAUUCCCUAGAGUCCUAAAGCCUAUAUUAACAAUAAAUCUCCCUCUAGAAGAUUUGAAUAAAAGGGAUCAGAUUUACCAUUAAAUUACUAAUAAUAAUUAUUAUAAUAAUAAUAGCUAAUAUAACAAUAACAAUAGAUUUAACAGAAUAAGUCAUAGGGUCCAUUACAUGUAUAGGUUUAAUUAGUGCAAGAGAAUCAAUCCUAAUUUUAAAUCAAUCCCAGUCAACAAGCUAAUCAAUAGUAAAAAAGGCAGUCGAUUCAACUUGACGAAUUGGAAAGAGCGUAUUAUUCAAAGUAUACUUAAAAAUUAGACACUACUAAAAUGAAUCUUAAGGUUUUGGAUCAAGAGAGAUUAGAAAAUCCGAGAGGAGUUCCAAUAAUUACAACAAAAUCCAGAUUUUUUACUUCAUUCAGAGUUAACGAUUUCGAAAGACUCUUGGCAUAGUUAGAAGAAUAAUAUAACAAAUUGCAAAUAUAAAAAUGA
Messenger RNA from Paramecium tetraurelia, 2262 nucleotides. RefSeq lists its product as uncharacterized. The record is from RefSeq and is a predicted model, not a curated record. The transcript is spliced from 4 exons. Gene Ontology annotation, molecular function: protein binding. NCBI's taxonomy places the organism in Eukaryota, Ciliophora, Oligohymenophorea, Peniculida, Parameciidae.